GGUCCCAAAUAUAACGGCACUGCACUUUGAUUUUCUGUGCACCUCUAAGACGUCCUCCCUGAUUGAAUUUCGACAGAGUCGAAGAACCCGCGUAGCCGUACGAAUGCUUGAACGUACGCGAAGACUGAGCAAAAGCUUUAGCCCGUUGCAGAGAGGGUAUUCCAGACAGCUUACGUCUCGCAAGUUUGUUUCUUUUUUGCUUCGACUAACUGUACCGGUAGGUGGAACGCGAGGAUGCACUGCUGGGAAUGCCAUGAUUACCUUGCCUUUUGCUUGUGCGUGCAUGUUUGUUUAUCUGAUUUCGAGUGCCGUUUUCGGUCGAUUGUUGCCCAUCUUCCUCUGUCGUCCUCCCCUCACAAGCUCAUUUCGUAUUUUUUUCUUUUCUGCGUUCCUGGUACACCGCUCCCCGUAUUUUAAUGUUCGCGCGUUUCGCUGUGCGCGAAUCGAAGAACGUGACUUCGGCGGCUGCGGGCACUCGCAUGAGUCAUCGCUGCGUCGGCCCCGAGUCAGUCUCUCGCCACGAAGAACCGUGGGAGGAGGGGGCGGUCGCCUGAGCAGGAGAGAGUGAGGCGGCAGAAAAGCACAGAGAAAGAAGGCACUGCGGUGCCUCUCGCUUCGUCAUCGUUCGCCGCUCUGUGUUUCGCCAUCAACCACCACCGCCGGCGGCCGGCGGCUUUCGUCAACGAAGGGAAAAGCGUCGUGCACAGAGAGGCGCGCGCUCCCUCGAGCAAAGACCGGGGGGUACAGAUGGGGGAGACAAAGUGCUGCUGGCGGUGCGGCAAGUGCGCGCGUGCACUGCGUCCCCGCAGCUCCCGCGCCUCCCUUCUUUGCAAAGUUGGGGGAGUACGCGCGGAGUCUCGGUGCAGUCGGCGGUGGGAUCCCCCCGUGACGCAUUGUGGGAGCCAGCUAGCCGUCCACGAGGAGCUGGCGUCGCCAGCGGCUCAGUGAGAGCGACCACUCUGCCGCUUCCGUCCGGUGCUGCUGUAGCAAGCAACUGUGCUCUUUUCUAGAAUGAUGCGACGUCGUGAAUACCGUGCUCGACGCUAUUGUUGAGAGGACAGAAAUAUUGAAGCUGUGCCUUUUUUUCCCUCGUGAGAUCAGUGUGACGCCAUUGUCGCGGUCAUUUCGAUUAAUCGGUGCGGCGGAGUACCUUCUUUCGGCUCCGAAUGAGGUAGUGACAGUCCCGAUUCCUAACGGUGCCGCAGCGCGUCUGCGUGCGCGUGUGACAUGGACGCCGUGAGGUUGCCCGAGAGUCGUGCAUCUUCAAGUGCGAACAGCACCGUCGAGGGAAAGGCGUCGCCGUCCCAGCAAUCGACGGCUGUUGUCGGCGCGUCGACACGGCGUCGUGCGACGCGGCGUCCCGAAGCAGGCGGGACGUCGACCUUCUGGCGACGGCGGCCGCUGCUUCAGCGGAGCCAGACCUGCCUGGGCGACGUGGAGCGAAAGGCGAAGAAGAAGUCGUCCGCCUCGUCGUCCGACCGCUGUCCCGGAGGUGGCACCGAGGACUACUGGUUCCUCGAGCCCGCGAGCGCUAGUUCAACUGUUGUUACUCCUGUCGGUGCCAGUGCGAGUGGUGCUGGGAUAGUUGUUGAAGAGCGCGCUCAAGCGCGGGACAGGAAAUUGCGUAGUGCCGACCGGAACUCUAAAGGCGGUUCUUGCCUCUUCCUGUCGCAGUGCUGUUGCCAGACGAAAGGACAGCAACGAAGCGAAUGCUCCCCGCAUUUCUCGCCAUCUAGGUCGGCGGCUCCUACAUCCCCGAGCAUCAGCUGCGGCUCGUCGUCGUCAAAGAACGCAGCCGAGAACCAGCGGUUCAGCAACAGCGGCAGCAAGUCGAGCCCUCAGCCACCACCGCACCAGUCACAGGCCUCCGGUUCGAGCUCUGCGUCGGUGUCCUCCGCCAUUCAUAGCGAACCCGGCAGCAAGGCCUCUAAGACAGCGGAUGAAGCUGCAGCAUCAGCAGCGGCGUCGGCAGCAGAGGCAUGCGGCGACGACGCGGGCGAUGUGCAGUACUGCGACCCUUGGGACACGGGCCCAGCCGCCGUGGCUCUGCGGCUGCUGAGAGCCGAAGAGCAGCGCAACAAGAGCCCCACUCCGGCACACACCAGCCCUGCCGCAGGGGGGGUGCUGUCUGCCGACGAGAUGGCCCGCCAGCGGCACAUCUACGAGACGGCGUUCGACUCGCGCGUCAAGCAGCGAGACCCGGACCAGGACUUGGACCGACUGGCCCAGAGCCCCGUACUCCUCGCUGGGCUGCAGCAGCAGCCCCGUGCAGGCCCCCUCUACCCGGUGCCGUCAUCGUCCUCGUCUUCAGGAGUGUCAGUUACACCAGGUCGUAAGGGAGGCAUCACAAGGCAGCCUUCACUGCAGGAUGCCUGUUGCCCAAAGCCACCACCGCACCAGGGGAGCAGUAGCGGCACUGCAGCAUCUUCUAACGUUCAGCAGCAACCAGCACCAACACCUCGUGGUUCGAGCAACAGUGGCGGUGGCAACCCUUCAGUUCCGAUUCCUGCCACCAGAGGGCAGGGUUUGGCGAGCAAGCAAGCGUCGGCGGCCGACAAGGCCAUUUACCAGAACCAUCCGUUACCACAGUCCCCUAUUUCUGAGAACCCCCCUGCUGCACCUCUCGGCGCUGUCGCCGUUAAGCGCAGCAUCCACGCAGGUGUCAAGGUGCUCCCUUCAGAGCCAGUGCGGCGCCCAAGGCAUGGUGGCCACCGCAAAGAAGGGGAGCCUAUGGCCCUGGCGCCAGUGCUGCUCAAUGGGUUCCGCUCCACAUCCUCAGACAAUGUGUCAUCAUCCUCCUCCUCAGACAACAGUCCCCGCAGGCCUGAUGAGAAACGAGGCCGGCAUGGUCCGUUACAGCCAGUUGCUGCUAAUUCCAGCCAUGUGGCAAGCACGGAAGCACCGCUUCAAAAUGGCUCCAACUGCGCCCUCCAGUCAUUCAGAGCAUCACCAUCCGUGGACAGCCUCUCCAACUCAUCCUGUGAUAGUCCUCGAAAACCUGAGGAAAAGCGGGGGAGACUGGUAGCAGCCGCACCACCCACAGUAAUCAAUGGAGCACCCUUUAAGGGAAUCUCCUCAACAUCGGCUGAAACUGAUAAUGCUGAGCGGAGGCUCUCUGACAACAGCAAGCGAUAUCCUGCUGCAAGACCACUGCUUAUGCACAAUCAAAGCCCCAGCUCGGACUCGAGACCAGAGAGCGACUACGACCGGCCCUGGGACUUGCCAAGGAUCAAGCGCAGCAAUGGUGACUCGCCUCCGCAAGUCCCCGAUCAUAGGUCCCGGCCGGCAGUGCAGUCGCCCACGCAGCACACUCCAGCGGUGCUGCCCUCGGCCGUCCGGCUGCCACCUCCGUCCCCCGAGAGCACGGCUCCACAAGCCUCAGAGCUCUGUCGUGCCAGCCCUGCGCCAACAGCCUCGAGCAGCAGUGGCGGUGGCCCCAGUUCAUCCUCCCCUUCAGUGGCCAUGAUGGCCUCCUCCUCCUCAUCCUCGUCCAACACGUCCAUCGCGAUGGAGUCACCUGCCGCAGGUCCACCUGCCAGGCCCUGCGCUCCAGCGCGACCCAUGCUCAACCUGAACUUGAACCUGAAUGCAUCGAACUCGCCUAAGCGGUCUCGGCACAACCUUACACUUAACUUUGGUUGCGCCGCUUUGAGCGUCGUUGGCGAGAAAGUAGACACCAGCGUCGCUCUUGAAAAGCAGGGGUGGUACCAUGGCUCGAUCAGUCGCCUUGACGCUGAGAACUUGCUCAGGGUUCUGAAGGAAGGAAGCUACCUCGUCCGCAACAGCGAAAGUUCCAAGCACGACUUCUCACUCUCCCUGAAGAGUGCACGGGGUUUCAUGCAUAUGAAGAUAGUGCACAACGAAGACGGGAAGUUUAUAUUGGGCCAGUUCAGCAAGCCCUUCGAAAGCAUCCCUGAGAUGAUCCAUCACUACUCAGUCAACAAGCUGCCCAUCAAGGGAGCCGAGCACAUGUCGCUUCUCUACCCAGUCAUUGACCAGCUUCUCUGAAAAUGCAUUGGACUGUGCGUCACCUGCUGUGUGCUGGCAGCAUCAUAUAGUAUACGUUUAAUUUUUUUAUUUUCUUUCAAUAUGCCCAUUCUCUUCUUCUAUUGUACUACUGAGUGACAGAUGCCAAAAAAAAAAAAGAGCCAAGCUCUCUGCGCAAUUUAGAGCUUUUUUAAAGUCAGACAGUGUACAGAAACAGUACAUGUGUCGAAUUCUCUUUUCAGCCUUUCCUGUCUGCUUGAGUAAGGACGUAGCUAGCUGAGAUUGUAAGCAAACCACUUCUGUGCAUAUUCUGAGCAAAGUAUUACAACUUUUAAAAUGUAGCCUUCUUUAAUGUUGUGCAUUUUCAUGAACGAGGGAUAUUGCUUGCAUGUUUCAAGCAGAAUGGUGCCACGUUUCACACAAGAAGCAUACACAGUUCUUUUAAACUGAAGUGGAAUAUUACUGCUGACUUAUUUGUGUCUCUUUAUUCUAGCUUAUUCCAUCAUUUAUCUUCUCAUUAUCUUCUCUCAUUAGAAACCAAACAGUCAUGACAUCGUUGUGUCAACAGCUCUGCUAAUUGUCACUCACAGGAUUUUCUAAGUACUAGCAGAUGUUGCUUUCCUUCAUCUGAAGCUUCAGAAACAGCUUUCUGCACCUUAUUUGUCCAUUUCCUUAUCUAUGACAACUGUCGUGGUACUUAGGUGAAAUGUCCUGCGUGGAAGGACUCACUCUCAAGUCUAGAUGUCAAACUACUUCAUUUGUUGAAGUGGCAACAUUCCAUUAUACAUAAUUCACUCUGUUUUUACGGCACAUUAGAUAAUUAAGAAGUGAGGUUAUGUACUUAAUCUUACCAAGUAUUUAUUUCAUUGUUUCCAUGGUGUGAAAUUUUCUAGUCGGUUUAGGCACUUCCUAAGGUACAUAUACAUUUUGUUUCGUAUUACGAAGAGGGUGAAGAUGCGCAUGUGAGUAGUGUAAAAAGUGCUUUUAUUGCCAGUUGCACAGCUGAUGUAUAAGAAUGAAAACAUGCAGUAUGCUUAAGAGGAGCGAAGUAGUCUUUGACCAGAGAAGCGCCUCCAUGGUGCUUUGACUGCCUACAUGUUAACUAUAUCGACAUGCGGCAAGCUUGGGCAGGCAUUCUGCAUCAAAAUCAAAUUCCACUUGAAGAUGCUCAUGCGGUCACAUUCAGCUUGUGUUUAGCAGUUCUUGCUUUUGUUUACCCUAUUGUCACACAGGUAAAAGAAAUGCUGAGGGGUUGUCCUUGAUUAUUAGCCUUUUUCCUCCUGCUAACAGUUUUCUUAUACCGGCUUCCAGAAUGUCUAUAAUUGGUUACACACAGAAAUGGGCUAAUAAUUUUGUUGAACUGUAGGUGCCAAUUAAAUGGUUCUGCUAGGGUGCAGACUUUCAAAUAUAUUGUUGUGUUUUUACCUUCUUCAUUUCCUAUGUCUGAACACGCACAAAAAUUAAUUUCAUUGUGGGUGUUGGCAGAUAUUAGGCAUUUGCCUCAAGAGCCUACAGCAAACGUCAGUGUACUAUAUUAACAUUUUCUGCAGUUACAAGGUGUAAGGAUAUGGCUGUAACUAUUCUUUCAAUUUGCAAUGUGGAACGUUUAUAAAAAACAAGGCUUGUAUAAGCAGGAAACUUCCAGCUGAUAUGCAUGCGCCUCUCUAAAAAUAUGCAAAUCUCUACAAUGUAUUGUAUGGCACUCUUAAAAUUUGCAUACCUAACAAACAGCAUUUAGCCCUGUAAGAAAUUAGUGUUUUGCUUUUGAGAGCUCUCAGUGUGGGAAGUAAUUGGCCACUAGCACUCACUUGCACCUUCAUGAAAAAUAAACAGAAAAUUAAUAUGCAUGUUGUUAUGGUCACCUUCAACACACUUGAUCUCUGGCACCAUCAGGCAAACCAGCAGUGAGGUUACACAUUUAGCAUGAUGCAGUAGCUGAAUCCUGUCAGAGAAAUUUCCCACCUUCAUACAAGUGGCCCAUUGCCAUGAACAAGCUUUGCCUACAUAGUGCCAGUUUGUUGCAUCCUAAACACAUUAUCUUUAUCGUUUCGCAUGAUGCGAGUGGCAAAGUGAUUUUGGUGCCAGGGUCGUUGCCUUGCCGAACAUGCUCAACAUUCUCUGGCGAGUACUGUGGCAUUGAAAUUUUUUCAUCCAUAAGCCGUAUUGUUAUGACUUCUAUCUUUGGAAGAGGUUCUACUACAUGCAAAAUACGGUUGCUUUUUCUAUUUAUCCUGCCAGUCAUUAGCCAGGGUUCGUCUUAUGCUCUUUCAGCUAAGAAUGGAAAAAAUUUGAACAGUUGAAAAGCUGAAUAUUGAUAUAACAAACACUGAAUAAUGAAUUAUCGGAUAUUAUGAAAUAUCAGAUAUAAUAAAAUAAAUGUAUAAUGUUUCUUGCCUGAACUUGACUGCACAACUCUGGGCCGUCCAGCGAGCCGAGGAAGCCGCUUCGAGACAAGGU
This is a messenger RNA of Dermacentor albipictus, 6444 nucleotides long. RefSeq lists its product as uncharacterized. Gene Ontology annotation, molecular function: phosphotyrosine residue binding. Lineage: Eukaryota; Metazoa; Arthropoda; Arachnida; Ixodida; Ixodidae. The record is from RefSeq and is a predicted model, not a curated record.